Rhinichthys klamathensis goyatoka is the source of this 1469-nucleotide messenger RNA. RefSeq lists its product as uncharacterized. The transcript has 5 exons. The record is from RefSeq and is a predicted model, not a curated record. NCBI's taxonomy places the organism in Eukaryota, Metazoa, Chordata, Actinopteri, Cypriniformes, Leuciscidae. The coding region runs from base 89 to 472 and encodes 127 amino acids.
CUCCUCACACUCACUCACACGCUGCAGUCAUUCAGAGGCACAGCGUGGAGGCUGCACACACACACACACACCAACACUUUAGAGCGACAUGGCAAGACUACCUCAGCGCUGUGUGAUGAUAUCAGUGUGUUUGGCAGGGACUCUCCUAUUGCUGCCGCUCUGCUGGGGUGUUGAGGAGGACGAAUAUAAUUUUGACUAUGAUUCCACUCAUACCCCGGAGUACGACUACAAUUCAACGUUCGGGUUCCUGUUCUUCAGCAAUGCCAGCACUGAUGAUCUAGAGAAGUUUUUAAUGGGAGCAGGGACAGACGCUGGAGAAGAAACAAGCUUUACAGAAACAGAUGGAAGUGUGCAUGAAAAAAAGCCCACUGCGCCCACAUUCACUUUCGGGAAUCAGGCAUCUCGGUCAACGCCUGUAUGUUUCCUUCUUACUUCAGUUGUGCUGGUUCAUCAGCUGCUCAGACUACUAUAGCACCAGGACCCUGUUACACACACUGAACAGAAGUCCAGGAGGAGGAAGAGCAGAUGGACAGAUGACCUGAACUGAAGACAUUUGGACAUCCAGUACAGACUGACACACACACACACACACACACACACACACACACACACACACACACACACACACACACACACACACACACACACACACACACACACACACACACACACACACAGCAAUGGCUAAAGGACAAACCAUGACAACACACGGCUUGCGAGCUGUAAACAAAAAGACACAUUGUUCGUUAUUCUUUGUCACCGCAAAACAAGUGCACAGAGGUCAGAGGUCGCAAAGGCUGGAUCAAUGGAAUGUAAAAUGAAUGUGAAAUGGGGCUAAACUAAAUAACAGGUUCUUUUGUGGAUAUUCUUUCAGGAUGUGACUCAGAGCAGGUGAUUUGAGGAGCCUGAAUAACAAAGAAAUUGAGAAAAACAAGAUUUUUCUCUUCCCACUGUCCGCUGUUUUUUUGCAGUUUUAAUACACUUGUCUCUUUUAUGAGACUUUGUCAGUGUAAACGCAUCUAUAAUGUGCAUAUCCUUUGAUUGCAUGGCGAGAAUAAACGUGUCAGAAAUGUAAGUUGAGAAACAAGCAAAUCAGUGGUACAUAAUGUACGAUUUUAUUAUGCCAGUUUCAUCCAUGAGAAAGUUAUAUAUCACUGACCGGGAAUCAUGUUAUGUUUGGGGAAACAGUAGAAACACUGGAUUUCUACAAUUAGAUCAAGCUUUUCUAGUCAUUCAAAGGUCAUGACCUCUUGCAGAUAUUACAUGUAGGCACUUUUCUUCGCCACUGCACUUCUUCUAAGCCUCACUAUUUCCUCAGUAAUCCUUAGAUACAAGCACAUUUUUAUUUUGUAAUGUUUUUUUUUACAAAUAGAGAUGGUGAUUUACACCCAAAUGCACAUGAAUAUGUGAGCUAGUUGAGCAUUUUUUAUGUGUUGUUUCAAAUUCUGAAUAAAUAUUUUUUCAAGUAA